This is a messenger RNA of Catharus ustulatus (Swainson's thrush), 2406 nucleotides long. RefSeq names its product sestrin 2 (gene SESN2). The record is from RefSeq and is a predicted model, not a curated record. Gene Ontology annotation, cellular component: nucleus. Bases 141 to 1499 code for a protein of 452 amino acids. Gene Ontology annotation, biological process: positive regulation of macroautophagy; regulation of response to reactive oxygen species; negative regulation of TORC1 signaling. The transcript is spliced from 9 exons. Lineage: Eukaryota; Metazoa; Chordata; Aves; Passeriformes; Turdidae. Gene Ontology annotation, molecular function: oxidoreductase activity, acting on peroxide as acceptor; L-leucine binding.
UGUUCCUGCUCAGGCAGAGAUAGCGCCCUGGUUUCGUCACUGCGCUGGGGGGGCUGAGCCCAUCUCCUCCCCUGCGCUCCAGAGCCCAAACAAACAACCCAACCCACAGGCUGAGCCGGACGGGCUGUGGGGGAUCUGGCAUGGAGACCCCCAAGCCGGGGGCUGGCAGCGGGGGGACGGGCAGGGGCCCCCGGCGGUGCCCGUUCCGCAGGCGGGGCACUUCCAGCGGGAUCCCGCAGGAAGGUGGGGACAGCAGCCUGCACCAGCUGCUCAAGGCCUUCGUCUCGGCAGGCAGAGUGGACCACGUCGCCAUGGUCAUGGGGCUGCACCCCCAGUACCUCAGCAGCUUCUGGAAGACCCAGUACCUGCUGCUGCGCAUGGACGGGCCCCUGCCCUACCACAAGCGCCACUACAUCGCCAUCAUGGCAGCAGCCCGGCACCGCUGCUCCUACCUGGUGGGCUUGCACAUGGGGGAGUUCCUGCAGGUGGGGGGCAACCCUGCGUGGCUGCGGGGGCUGCACUGUGCCCCCCAAAAACUCCGGAACCUCAAUGAGAUCAACAAGCUGCUGGCGCACCGGCCCUGGCUCGUCACCAAGGAGCACAUCGAGGCUCUGCUGAAGCCAGGGGAGGACAGCUGGUCGCUGGCAGAGCUGGUGCAGGCGCUGGUGCUCCUCACCCACUACCACUCGCUCGCAUCCUUUGUCUUCGGCUGCGGCAUCAAACCCGAGGAGGAGCAGGAUGUGGGGAACAGCUGCUCGCCCCACAGUGACAGCAGCCCUGCCUCUGAUGACAGCGUGGGGGGCUCUGGGGGCACUGAUGCCAUGCAGGAGGUGGAGAUGCUGAUGGAGAGGAUGAAGCUGCUGCAGGAAAACCAGCUGGAGGAGGAAGGAGUCACACAGGAGGAGAUGGCAACACGUUUUGAGCUGGAGAAGACGGAAAGUUUGCUGGUCCCUUCCUCAGAUGUUUUGGAUCCCUCCCUGCAGUCCAACAUCCGCUGCUUCCUGGAGGACCCUGAGUUCGGAUACAAGGACUUCACACGGAGGGGGGAGCAGGCCCCCCCCACCUUCCGUGCACAGGAUUACACCUGGGAGGACCACGGCUACUCGCUGAUGAACCGGCUGUACCCAGACGUGGGGCAGCUCCUGGAUGAGAAGUUCCAGGUGGUUUACAACCUCACCUACAACACCAUUGCCAUGCACUGUGGUGUGGACACCUCCGUGCUGCGCCGAGCCAUCUGGAACUAUGUCCACUGCGUCUUUGGCAUCCGCUAUGAUGACUACGACUACGGGGAGGUGAACCAGCUCCUGGAGCGCAACCUAAAGAUCUACAUCAAGACAGUGGCUUGCUACCCGGAGAAGACGACCAAGCAGAUCUACACCCAGUUCUGGAGGCACUUCAAACACUCAGAGAAGGUGCACGUCAACCUGCUCCUGCUGGAGGCGCGGAUGCAGGCGGCUCUGCUCUACGCCCUCAGGGCUGUCACCCGCUACAUGACCUGAGCUGCCUCUGCUGCCUCCUCCUCUUCCUCUGCCCUGGCUGUGCAGGAAGGCCAGGGGGCAGCUGGUACCCUGAAAACCCGCCGGGAGUAUUGUCUCCCUGCUUAAUGAGCUGUGGAAGUGAGGUGGGAGCUUCCCUGCGCUUUCUCCCAGGAAAGGGGAGCCCCAAGAAGCUCUCGGUGGAGGGGACACCCCGAAGUGCUGCUCUGUGCCUUUGUGGGGUGACCCAGUGAAGCCAAACCGGGAUGUCUGUGGGUGCAGUGCUGGUGUCACACCCCUGUGACCUCUCCUGGCACCAAGGCUGUCACCAAGAGCGCUGUCCCCCUGCCAGAGAUGGCCAGAGGAUAUCCUGGGCUUCAUCCCUGCUUUUUGGGUCCUGCUGGGCUGGGAGAAGCUGCUGGUGGGGGGGAUGCCCAGACAAUCCCUCCCUACCUUUCUGCCUCACCCCCUGCAGUUUGGGAUGUGAAGUGCCUUUAACCUAAGUGCCAGGGCAGGAGCAGGGAAAGGGUAGGAAUACCUGAGUGUGUUUUACACCUUUUGGCAUUGUUUUCCAACCACUGGCACAUCUCCACUGCCUCUUUAGGGGCUGAGGUGGAGAGCUGUGCUGGCGCAUGAGGCUCCCUCAGCCCCUCUCCUGCUGUGAGGGUGGCAGGGUGGGAUGGGGUGACCGUGGCUGUAUCCAGAUAUGCCAGAGCAUUCCCAGCAGCACAGCACCAUGGAGGUGCCUGUUGGGGAGCAGGAUCCAGGACCAGCAGCAUCGCCACCCUUGGUUUGCCUGUUGAAUCAUAGCUCCAGUUAAGUUAUUUCUAUAUUUUUUGGGGUAUAUUAUUAACUCCUGACUGGGCAUGGAAAUGCCUCUGUAACUUUGCUAUUACUCUUGUUUGAAAAAAUAAAAUCGUUCUUUUUAAAA